Messenger RNA from Spathaspora passalidarum NRRL Y-27907, 1656 nucleotides. RefSeq names its product Jip5p (gene JIP5). The transcript has a single exon. The coding region runs from base 1 to 1656 and encodes 551 amino acids. The record is from RefSeq and is a predicted model, not a curated record. Gene Ontology annotation, molecular function: protein binding. Lineage: Eukaryota; Fungi; Ascomycota; Pichiomycetes; Serinales; Debaryomycetaceae. Gene Ontology annotation, cellular component: nucleolus. Gene Ontology annotation, biological process: rRNA processing; positive regulation of transcription by RNA polymerase I.
AUGGCCAAGAAGAAAUCCAAUGCAGCCAAUGCAGCACAAGUAUUAGAAUCGUCAGUGUCUCCAAUUGUCGAGAUCAACUACAAAGAUCCAUUAUUUACAAUCGCAUCCCACCCAACUAAACCAAUUCUCCUCUCAGGGUUAGCUACCGGACAUGUCUACUGUAACUCCUAUGAUGCCGAACAACUCGAAGAAAGGCUGAUCAAGAAACGAGAAGAGAUUCUUGAAUUACAAAAGCAGGCCUAUGAAGCCGGGAAAUUGCCCUACAUCAACAAAUCAGUUUCUCAACUGGGUAAGAAGUGGUGGAAGGUGAUCCAAGACCAUUCCGAAGUUGAAGAUGAUUUAGUUCGCACCAACUGGAAAACGAAACGUCACAAGGGUUCUUGUCGUCAUGCCAUAUUUGACCCAUUGGAGAAUUCUGUGGGUGAGUUUGUGUAUACUGUCGGAACCGACAAUAUUAUCAAGAAGGCUGCCACGGAAACCGGGAAAGUGGUUGGUAAACACACUGUUACUGGAGAUUACCCCAACCCUAAGGAUUCCAUAACGAAAUUGUGUCAUUCCACCAGCAAUCCGGUCUUAUUGGCCGGUACUGAGAAUGGACAUGUUUUAGUAUACGACAGUUCUAAUUUAACGUCAGGGAAAUUAAAAUUCAAAGUGAGUUCUGUCCAUGAUGAUGCCAUUAACCAUAUCAUGGCCAUGCCUACGGUGUCGGCGUAUCACUAUCUCACGUUGGGUUCGACUACACUUGCCCAUAUUGAUAUAAGAAAGGGAAUAAUUACCCAGUCAGACGAUCAAGAGGACGAGCUUCUUUCGAUGUGCUAUGCUAGUGACAACAUCACGGAAAACAACAAUGAUACCGUAUUGGUAGGCCAUGGCGAGGGGAUCGUCACGAUAUGGAAGAAUUCCAAGAAUAAAUUCAUGGACCAGUUGUCGCGUAUCAAAGUGAAUAAGGAGGCCUCAAUUGACGCAAUUGUCCCUACCAUGAAUGCCGACGAUGAAGAGAUGUGUAAUUCCGUGUGGUAUGGUGACAGUGAAGGGUUAUUGCAUAGAGUUAAUUACAAACGAGGAAAAGUAGCGGAGACACGAGUUCAUUCUAGUGCAAGAGGAAAGCAUGGUGCUGUUGAUGAGGUGGGUAUUUUAGAUAUUGAUUACGAUUAUAGGUUGAUUAGUGCUGGUAUGGACACUUUGAAGAUUUGGUCGAACAGAGAGGUUGAGCAAGCUGAGCAUGAGAGUGAAGAAGAAGAAGAAGAUAGUGAUUCUAGUGAUUCUGAUGUUGAUAAAGAGUCUGAAAGCGACUCUUUGGGCCCUCUGGAUUUCUCAGAUAGUGAUGAUGACAAUGAUUCCGAGAAGGACAAAGACAACGACGAACAAGAUGAUAGUGACGAAGAAGAUGCAGACCUGGACCUGAACUCUGAUGAAGAGGAGGAAGCACCACCUCCACAAUUAGUCCGCAGAAAACGUACGGAUAUCUCGCAAAUAGUAUCGAAACCCAAACGUAAAGUGAUCGACAUCAACAAACUUACAAAGACUGAACCAGAAGAGCCCGCCGAAGAACCAAAACUGAAGAAACAAAAGUUGAAGGAAAAGAAGAUGACUACUAAACAGCUUCGUAACAUGCAGAAGCACGAGCAUGGGAUCCGUAAGUUUGAAGGGUUGUAG